UAGCUUCUUGUACAUGAUUUCAGGUUUGAGUCUCUAUCAGGUAAUUAGGAAUUAAGUUUUUGUACCCUGGAUGUACAUAACAAAUAUUGAUCCUUUAACCUCUUUGAGAUCUGCUUUAUAUGACAUUUAAAAUGUUUAAGUUUUCAGCAGUGAACCAUGACCAUGCCUAACAAAAUCUCCAGAAGGAGGAUGGAGUUCCACAAUGAUGAUUCCACAUGGACUAUAAUAACAUCACUAAGCUGACAAACAUCACCUAAAGAUUGACUUUGGACUACAAACUGCUCAGGACAAUUUUGAGGUGGCUAGCUGAGAAGAUCCAGCCUCACAGACUAUUCCAGCCAGAGCUCAAGACAAGCCCUGUAUUUUCCCAUUAUGCAGAGGCUAGACAACAAAAAAUAUAGCUACCACUCCCAGGACUUGACAAUUAACCCAACAUUUUUUCAGUAUUGAUCCCCUAAAGAUGCCAUCACCCUCAGACAAAAGGAAGUAAAUUUAAAACACCACAUUCCCAAGAGAUGGGGUAGGUGGUUUUUGGUCAUUCAAUGGGUUAUGGAUAUUUGUCAUUGUUUAUGGGAGUUGGUUACAAGUUGCUAUUUGUAAUGGUCAGGAAAAAAGCUGAACAAAGGAGAUUAGAUUCAGGGUUCUUCUUUUGAAAUGAAAAAAGGGGGAUAUAGAAAUGAUGGGAUAAAAGGGUAGAUUAUUGAAUCUACUCUGAAAAGAAAAAAGGAGGAUAUAAAGAUAGGAUAAAAGGGUAGAUUAUUUAAUCUACUUUUAAAAAUCAACUACUUGUUUUAAAUAUUUUACAUUGAUAUGUAUCUUUGUAUAUUGAUACAAAGUUGAAGUUAUUUGUUUAGAACAUACUGUGAAUUUCUAAUCUUGUUCAAGGUAUUGUACCUAUACAUCUCAUUUAACAAUGUAAUGCAAAUUGCUUGUCUUUGAAAGUUAUUAUUACAAACUAUUUAGGAUAAUAAAGAAAUGCAGGUUAGUAGUUGGUCAUCUAAUACAAUUAUAUUUGUAGUCAUUUUAGGUAUGUUUUUAAGGUCAAACAGAUAUAUUUUAGGUAGACAGGUGGUCUUCAAACACUUCCGAGAUCUAUAGAAUAUGACAUUUAAGAUGUUUUAAUAAUAUGAGUUCUUUUUUUUUUUAUGACAAUGAGACAUGUCUGAUCCUGGCAGCACCAAUCUACUUUGGGGCAGAUGAUGGGCAUCAAAGAAACUGCACAUGGAGUUUACUUUCUUUAUGGCAAAAGUUAGCCACUGGGCAAGAAAAUGCCCUCCCCUUUACUGCUGACAGUAUGCUGUUCAAAUGGGAUAAGCAGGACACAAAAGAAAGAGUUGCUGAACUUUGCCAAGACAAGGAAGAAAAACAACUGGAAACAAUGAAGUUCCUUUUCUUCGUGUUUGUUGGUGUUGCUCACCUUUUAUCCCUGAACUCUGGAAAAGCUAUAUACGAGAAUGACAUUUCUCAGAGAACAUUUCAAGAAAUAAAAAAUGAAAUAGCCAGCUAUGAAGAUGUUGCUAAAGCAAUUAUCAACCUUGCUGUUUAUGGUAAAUACCAGAACCGGUCCUAUGAGCGUUUGGGACUUCUAGUUGAUACUGUUGGGCCCAGACUGAGUGGCUCUAAGAACCUAGAGAAAGCCAUCCAAAUCAUGUACCAAAACCUGCAGCAAGAUGGUCUGGAGAAUGUCCACCUGGAGCCAGUCAAAGUACCCCACUGGGAGAGGGGAGAAGAAUCUGCUGUGAUGCUGCUGCCUAGAAUUCACAAGAUGGCUAUUUUGGGUCUUGGCAGCAGCAUUGGGACUCCCCCAGGAGGCAUCACGGCAGAAGUACUGGUAGUGACCUCUUUUGAUGAACUCCAAAGAAGGGCAUCUGAGGCAAGAGGGAAGAUCAUUGUUUAUAACCAGCCUUACACCAGCUACGGGAUUACAGUGCAAUAUCGUCAUCAGGGAGCUGUGGAAGCUGCCAAAGUGGGGGCUGUGGCAUCCCUCAUCCGAUCAGUAGCUUCCUUUUCCAUCUACAGUCCUCACACAGGUAUUCAAGAAUAUCAAGAUGGUGUGCCCAAGAUUCCAACAGCCUGUAUCACAGUGGAAGAUGCAGAAAUGAUUUCACGAAUGGCUUCUCGUGGGAACAAAAUUGUCAUUCACCUGGAGAUGGGAGCAAAGACCUACCCAGAUACUGAUUCCUUCAACACUGUAGCGGAGAUCACUGGCAGCAAGUAUCCGGAGCAAGUUGUACUGAUCAGUGGACAUCUGGACAGCUGGGAUGUUGGGCAAGGUGCCCUGGAUGAUGGUGGUGGAGCUGUCAUAUCAUGGGAAGCACUCUCCCUUGUUAAAGAUCUUGCCCACAAUUUGAUUAUUUCCUGGCAUCUACUCCUCCUGGGCCUACGUCCAAAGAGAACUCUGCGCCUGGUGCUCUGGACAGCUGAAGAACAAGGGGGAAUUGGUGCCUCCCAGUAUUAUGAGCUACAUAAGGCCAAUGUUUCCAACUACAGUCUAGUGAUGGAGUCUGACUCUGGAACCUACUUACCCACUGGGCUGCAGUUCACCGGCAGUGACAAGGCCAGGGCUAUCAUGAAGGAGAUCAUGAGUCUGCUGCAGCCCCUCAAUGUCACCAACGUCUUUAGUGAUGGAGAAGGAACAGAUAUUAACUUCUGGAUCCAAGCUGGAGUGCCUGGUCUAUACUUUGAGGAUUCUGAACAGCAUCCUGUACAAGACAGUCAAUGAAGACCAUCAUGAAAGUUCCAGGCACAGUGUUCUGCCACUCAUCAAGCUCAUUCCAGGAAUUGAGGAUUCCUCAGUGUUCCUGGCCGAGCACAGGAUUCUUGAGGACUUUAGCUAAGGUCACCAUUCCCAAAAGUGAAGCCUAUAAAAUUAACGGGGUUCUGUGCUUCAGUGAAGCAAUUAUAGGAGCGUCUCUAAUAUAUUUCUGUGAAUCCAUGUAUAAUGAAUACUUUAAUUUCACUAAUGAGAGCCUGCUUUUAAAAGGGCUCACUGGGCUAAAUAACAGCACUAAUUUCAUCAACAAAAAUGCACAUCUGACUUUCAGUGUGUUGACUGGAGAAACAUUGCUUGUAGGUGGAGAUACAGAUCACAGCAACCACAGCAGGCAGUUAGAGAUCUUCCCAGAUCUGCACUCUUGGUUAGGGUCUCAGCAGCACCAGGUUAUUUCCUUAGUAAGAAACACAUAGUGUUACAUUUUACUGCUGAAAUUUUGGAGUUUUUCUAGUUGUGGCAAGAUAUGCAUUAUGUGAAAUUUACUACUUUAGACAUUUUAAGUAUAAAGUUGUGGCAUUAAGUACAUUCAUAUUGUUGUCCAUUACCACCAUGUAAAAGUGUCUUUGUUUUUCCCAUACUGAUACUCUGAAUGUUAUACCCAUGAAACAAUAAAAAUCAUGGCUUUCUA
Molecule: messenger RNA, 3401 nt
Organism: Peromyscus californicus insignis
Lineage: Eukaryota; Metazoa; Chordata; Mammalia; Rodentia; Cricetidae
Gene: Cpq
Product: carboxypeptidase Q
Exons: 9
Coding region: 1127-2722 (531 amino acids)
Biological process (GO): peptide catabolic process; proteolysis; thyroid hormone generation
Molecular function (GO): metallodipeptidase activity
Source: RefSeq, a predicted model, not a curated record